Molecule: messenger RNA, 665 nt
Organism: Diversispora eburnea
Lineage: Eukaryota; Fungi; Glomeromycota; Glomeromycetes; Diversisporales; Diversisporaceae
Source: the annotation of a GenBank genome assembly
UUUGGGCUGAAAAGAUUAUACCUAGCGAUACUUAUCAAAGAUUAAUUAGUUGUAUAGAAUAUUUAAUCGAUAUUCUUGAAAGUAUCGAUUCAACAACUUCUUCAAAAAGCUCUUCUUCUUUACCUUUCCCUUUAUGGCUUUCGUUUCAACAUUCUUCCUCAAAUAUGGUUCCGGAAAUUUUAAAAACUUUAAAAUGUUGGAAAAAGAAUUCCCCCACCCCUGCAGCAUUAAAUUGGAAUACCUCGGAACGACUAUUAUUUAAAUCUAUGAUUGAUUUUUCUCCUGAAAAGAAAAUCAUAGAAAAUUUAAUGAAAUAUUAUCAAAUAUCUCAAGGAGAUGAAGAAAAGAUUUAUAAGAGUACCUAUUGUCAAUUUCCUAUUAGUACUAAUGUUCCUCAAACCAAAGGUCAAAUUCAUGCUCGUUCCAGAUAUAAUUUUCCUUCUAAUCAUCAAGGAGAUGAAGUUAAUGUUACAAUGUUAACUACUCCUACUAUGGAAUUUGAUGUUUAUCCUACUUCUUGUAUUUUUAGAGCAUUUAGAAUUAUUCCUGAUCUUUCUAAUUCAAUUCUAACGAAAUACUUAAUCUUUCUGAUGAAAUUCCUAAACCUAUUGAAAGGAUUCCAAAUUUAUCUGAUCAAAUUCCUACUGCCCCCCCAAAAAUCCUGA